UCCAUUUUACUGCUUUGCUGCUCGACAGCCCUCGAUCGAUGCCGUGGCCAAGAGUGCUGCUGAUGUCAGGAGUACGUUGCAAGGCGCAAAGUCUCACAAAACGACAUCUGCCGGGGCGUUCUGGCGUCUCUUGCUAUAAUGGACAAGAAUCGUCUCUCCAUCCCUUACCCGCCAGCGACGUACAACCUCGUACAGGUAGGAGGCGUAACGUAAGUGUUCUGGAACGUAUAUCAUAUGCACAGUCAGGACUCUUUGCUUCUUGUAGCCUUAGCGAUGACAUUGCCGCUCUAGUAUCUGCCAACGUUCGUGAUGUGCCACCAUCUCCCGGCCGUUCACGUGCAACGCACAAUGACAUGUCCUCAUCGCAUUCGCAAACGGUCACAGAAAUCAUGGCUGCAGCCGGACUUCAUGGCUCAGCCCUUCCGUGUGCACGGCAGACACAGCAAUUUGGAUGCACGUGCAACACGUGCCCGCCCUUUCCCAAAUAGGAAGGAACGAUGGCACAUUGACCAAUCGGAGCGCCAACGUUAGACUCACGGUCGACGCACUGACAUCAGUGCGGUGUCACGAGGUUGCCUGCCCAACGUAGCCCGCGUCUCUUCAACAACUUUCC
Molecule: messenger RNA, 613 nt
Organism: Neohortaea acidophila
Lineage: Eukaryota; Fungi; Ascomycota; Dothideomycetes; Mycosphaerellales; Teratosphaeriaceae
Exons: 1
Coding region: 39-488 (149 amino acids)
Source: RefSeq, a predicted model, not a curated record